GGGAAAACCCUCUCGCCCCCAAUCACGGCAUGUCAUGGACGACGGCCGCUUCUUUCUCAUCACCGCGCCAUUUGAACUCAUCACUCGCAUCACUCACAAUCACACGAUACCCCCCUUUCAGCUUUCAGUCCGGAGUAAAAGAACUCUUGCCCCCCGAGUUCCUGUAGCCGCGCUGCAACAGCAGAUUCCCCCAGUAUCGCCUCAUCCGAGCGGCACACAGUCCAGGCACAAGAAGCGCCUGCUUCACUGCAGACCUGUCGGCAUAUGUCACAUCACACACACGGGCGUCUGCACAGACAUUGCGGAGCAGAAGCACGCAGGAAAGAAGGGUCUAUCGGGUUGAUAUAAGAGCCCCGGCCGAUCGUCGUUCGGCCCCCAACCUCGUCCUACACAAAGUAAAACCUCGCCCGCCUACCUAUCGCCUUGCCUAUCGCCUGUGCUGGGCAUGUAACACAGCGGACCCGUCCUCGCCGUAGGGCUCUGUUCUCUUUAUUCUUCAGUCUCCGAGCCCUGUUUCGGAUUGUCAAACCUUCUGCGACCACCAUCUUGACCUCGUUCUUUCAUAACGAUGCGUGGCUCCAGCCUACUAGCAGUAGGCCUCGGCCUGCUCAGCCCUGCCACCUCGCUCCUCGUCGCCUCCGACUCGCCUUGUGGGACGCUGUGCGGAAACGUGCUCUCCUCUACGACCAACAACGAUAUUGUCUGCCAUGAGGACGACUACACUACCGGGUCAGGCAUUGUGUUUCAGCAGUGCCUCGCUUGCGAGCAGACAAGCGACUAUCGCACCUCUGAUAAUGAGACUGACCAACAGUACUAUCUUUACAACCUCCGCUAUGCAGUCUCUUACUGUCUGUUUGGAAUCCCCGAUAAUAAGGAUGUCAUCAACACACCCUGCAUGACCUCCAAAGCUUGUGGACCCUUCCACGAUGCCAUUGUGUACAAGAAUCUCUCCUCCAAGGUCGACAAAUAUGAGUAUUGCGAUAUCUGGCCUGUGGAUGAUACCCUCGACUUUAACGGAUGUACGGAAUGUCUGCAGGCUGGCGACAACCAUUUCCUUGCCAAUUUCAUUACCGUCCUCCAAGCUGGAUGUGAACAGCAGCCCUCCCCCGGCACCCUUGUCUCUACCGAAGGCGGCAUCUUCUCAAAGGACAAUGUCAACGUGACGGAACCGACACCCAUGCAAACUGUUGACCCUGACUGGUUCAACCAAGGGCCCUUGACCCUUGAUGCCAAGGUCGGAAUCGCCUUUGCUGGAUUUGCCGUGCUCCUUGUCAUCCUCGGCUUCGCCAUCAUCUGGCGCGGCCGGAGACGGAGAAGAGCCUUCCUCAACACGCUCAGUAACAAGCCACGCAAGUCUUGGCCGGGCGUUACCCCCAUGUUUGGCACCACCCGCGACACCCCCAUGAGUCAGAAGCCGUUGAGAGGCUGGGACGAGUCGCCGAUUAGCGUUCGAUCUGAGAAGCCGUUUCAGCAGCACGGCUCGCCCUUUGCCUCCCAGUACAGCAGCCCCGUGAGCGCGACAGAGCUGAAGCUCGCUCACUGGCCCGUCAUGGCCCCCAAUGGUUCGAUCCCAGAUUUGCCGCUGUCUGAGCAGCAGCAACAGCAACUGUACCAGCAACAAAUGUACCAACACCAACUUAGCCCGCACAUUGGUGUUGCUAUGGGUGGCGAUGAAGCCUCUGUGCACACCUCUGGCUCAAAGGGCAAGGGCAAGCAAGAGGAGGAGUAUGAGAUGACCACAGUGGAGAGCCCUCAAGUGGGCAUGGGAAUCUAUCAACACGAGUACAUUCACCCGGGGUAUACCCAAACUGGAUAUCCUCAGCCUGGAUACCCCCAACCUGGGUACCCUCAAACCGAGCAUCCCCAGCCUGGACUGCCUCAGCGCGAGCACUCUCAGAACGGGGAGUCUAGCCGGGGACACCGCCGAGGGAAGGGGUCCUUUUCAGAAAGACUCAGCAACGUGGACGACCCUCACACAUAUGACGAGGAUGAUCCGCGAAGUGGUCGCACACCGCACCAAGACGGUAGCGACAGGUAGACAUGAUCAAGCGUCGUUUUUGUUUUGUGUGUAUGAGCCUGGCGUUUGGCGAUGGAGAUACCAAUGUGUGUUAAUGAGGGAUGAAAGAUCUGGAUACCACCACUAUGUAGCAUUUCUCACAAUGUGGGAAUUUAUGGGAUGAAGAGCCCAGACUUGAAG
Fusarium vanettenii 77-13-4 is the source of this 2197-nucleotide messenger RNA. RefSeq lists its product as uncharacterized. The record is from RefSeq and is a predicted model, not a curated record. Bases 569 to 2038 code for a protein of 489 amino acids. The transcript is spliced from 5 exons. NCBI's taxonomy places the organism in Eukaryota, Fungi, Ascomycota, Sordariomycetes, Hypocreales, Nectriaceae.